GACAUCCUCGUUAAACAAACCGACCUGAAGCUAUUUGCAUCCGUGUCAACCCGUUUUUUUAUUUUUGACAUGUUAAGACAGACUGUUUCGCUGGUGCUGAAAAAGCAGCUAUGGAAAGUGCACUGGGCCACUCUAAGCAGCACGACACCCUAUUACAAGGAACAGCACAAGCAAGGUCCUACAAGCAGACCAUUCAAAAUUGCCAGUCUUGACCAUCUUGUACUGACCGUCAAGGACCUGGACAAGACGGUCGAUUUUUAUACACGGGUGUUGGGAAUGGAAGCCACAACAUUUAAGGGUGGAAGAAAAGCAUUAAACUUUGGAGAACAGAAGAUAAACUUGCACGUUCAUCGCCAAGAGUUUGAACCAAAGGCUAGCAUCCCAACUCCAGGUUCUGCAGACUUAUGCUUUAUCACGAUCACAUCACUCGACGACGUGCUUAAACAUUUAAAGGCUUGCAAUAUUGACAUAGUUGAGGGCCCAGUAGAAAGAACUGGAGCAGUUGGUACAAUCCGGUCUCUGUAUGUCCGUGAUCCUGAUGGAAACCUCAUUGAAGUCUCCAAUUAUAUCAACAAAGUGGACCGAAUCUAG
Messenger RNA from Candidula unifasciata, 591 nucleotides. The record is from the annotation of a GenBank genome assembly. Lineage: Eukaryota; Metazoa; Mollusca; Gastropoda; Stylommatophora; Geomitridae.